Symbiodinium necroappetens is the source of this 3401-nucleotide messenger RNA. Lineage: Eukaryota; Dinophyceae; Suessiales; Symbiodiniaceae. The record is from the annotation of a GenBank genome assembly.
GCAGCCUCGAGAUUCUUGAGCUUGCCACUGCGAGUGCUACAGAUGUCGACAAUCAGAAUAACCCGGCUUCAGCUGCUGAAGUGGCACCGAUGCCGCACCUGGACCUGGAGGCAAACCAGAAGCCCAAGUCACGCAGAGGGAGGCCACAUGGAUCUCGCUCUAUGCGUGCUGUUCUCGAGGCCAACCCGGACAUGCGUUGUGCAAAGCCUGCCGUUCCUAACGUGGCAGACCAGCAGCCAGAGCGUUUUACCCUUCCGUUGGCUGUGGUGCCUGGGCCUCGGCCUGCGACUGAGACAGGCAUUCAUGGGCCAACUGACCCAGCUGAUGCUGCAAAUGUGGCAGAUGAGCCAGAUGAGCAGGCAGAGUCUUUUUCCCUGCCCUUGGCUGUAGUGCGUAGGGCUAGGGCGGCCAGAGCUGCGACAGGUCUCAGCCUUGUGAAGAGUUCAGCGGCAGGUCAAACAUGCCCCACAGUCACAAGUCUACUGAGCCAAGCAGGUGCACCGUUGCUUCAGAAAGUGUUUGCACUUUUGGCUUCGGCUGAUGUUGUUGAGCAGCAAAGCACUGGUGGUCUUGCAGGGGCCGUUGCUCAAGCGAUGGAACAGGACAGCUUCACUAACAUGGUCAAGCUCGAGGAAGUGGACGACAACAGUGACAAUGACAAGGCAACUGUGCUCUUAGUCUUGCGGCAAUCGUUUCGUAAUCCAGUCUGCCAUCUCAAGAGUCUCUCGGCAUUAGCUGGUGACCUCAAUCUUGCACGGUCGACACUUUCUCGGAACAAACAGGCAGUGGCAUGUGGGAUCACCACGGCCAUCAGUGUUUCAUGGGGGUGCUGUUUGGCUCGUGUGGGAUAUGCGAUCGACAGCAAGGUCCUGAAAAAACAUUUGCUUGUCAAGAAGCGAGUCUAUGAUGAGACGCCGUUUCGGAUGCGCGUGAAAAAGCAGCAGCAGCAGCAGCAGCAGCAGCAGCAGCAGCGGCAGCAGCAGCAGCAGCAGCAGCCGAAAAGUGUUGUGGCCAAGACCCUUCAAACCCGCUUCUCACUUGGCAUGUUGCUGGAGCAUGUCCCGACAAAGUCGAUGAUCUUCCUACGUGGCCUGGUUAUCACCCCUCUCCAGGUGGUACAGAGAACAAGAGCUGAAGAUCUUUUUCGGGCACAGACAGCAGUGGAGAGAUUGGUCCCAGGUUUGGACAAUGCGGCCAAGGAUUUUGAGACAACUAUACAGUUGGUGACCACAGACCGCUAUUCAGCGAACAAUGUAUGUGAACAAGCCAUGACCUUCGCGAGUGAGGGGCAGGCUCGGAUGCACUUUUGGUGCGAUGUGCACCGCCUCAGCACUUGCAAGACAUGGCAGCUCGCCAUAGUCGAUUCUCAUGUCAGUGCCAUGAUCAGCUUGUCCUUGUUGAUGAGGGAAUGUGGCGCUUUGGAGCAGAUUCACGACUGCAUGAAGCGAGUUGUCGAAAACCGGCUGACUGUUGAGUAUGACACUCCUCCAGCUGGCCAGGUAAAGGAGCACCGAGAAGCAGUGUUGAACUUGCUGCUCGGUUCAAACCUCACCAAGAAGGAGGACUCCCUGACUGUUAAGAGAGCCCGCCAACGGGCCAUAUUGACUUUGCUCUGCAAUGGGGAUUGGGAGUCAGAGAACAUCGUCUAUUACAGUCCUCAGCCUGUGGAGAAGGCUGAGGUCCUCAGGCUUUAUGGAAGCAUGGUAAUACCGUCGUUGCUUCCUGCUGCAAUCAGCUUGUUCCCAAGGCAUCGCUGGCAUGGAGGAGAGGUAAGCAUCGAUGAGACAGCCCUCCUGUUUGCAGUUCACAACAUAGGAGGCCAAGCUUUGCAGCUGUUUCUCGGUGGUAGGUCCCCACCUUCAGCAGGACUCCAAGCCGAAGCCGGGCCCAGCGACGACGAUGGUGGCGGUGUUGGCGACAUUCCUCUGGAUUCCGAGCCUUCCACCACAGAGGACAAAGACCCUGGAGAGCUGCCUGUUGUAGACGGCCAUUUUCCAGAAGGUGUUGCAGCAGAUGCCAAGCAAGGCCAAGGCCAGGAUCCAGCCCCGCAAGAUGCAGCCGCACAGGCUGCAGCUGCAUCUGGGGAUGCCAUGCCGAACUGGAAAGAUUUGAAACUGUCGAUGAAGCGUUUGGUGCUGGCGUGGAUAAAAACCCAGCCUGGUGCAGUCUUGAUGCUGACACGUGCCACCAUGCAAGCGGGUGUCCAGCUGAUGAGGCCCCGAAGCUACCGCGUCCUGGAGGCCUGGCAGAAUGACGAUGUCAGGUCAGCGUUUACGGCUUUGCGAGAUUGCUUUCAUAGCCCACUCCCGGCUUUGCCAUUGACAGCUCGCACAAAUUCAAUGAAGGUCCUUGGAUUCCGUUUACUUGCACGUGUGGCUGGAGCCCUGCAUUUGCUGCUACGAGUUACUCGUGCUGGAUUCCCCCACAGGUUGAUCAGUUUAUUGCAGCCUGCGACAUCGCAAGAACGACUGGAUCUUGCCGAAAAGCUGUUAUCGUCUCCAGCUUGCCUUUGGGAUCAUGCAGCCAAGCAUAUUUUGGAGAAGUUUCCGACGCCUCAAAAGCUGACAAGUACAGUUGCCACUGCGACCUUGCAGGCCCUUGCAUUGAUGGCCGAGAAUGAUGUUGUGUCUAUAGAGACAAGGCAUGCUGCAGCAAGAAGACUUUUGAUGGCAAGGCAACAGACCUGGAGCACAGCCUUCCCCGACCUGGCUGCCGAACAUCUUUGCAGGCAGGCCAGGGCAGAAAUGCACGACGUUUUUGGGAAUGUGUCCGUCAAUUCAAAGCAGUCAACCUCUAGAAAGAAGCGGCAGUUGCCAAAGAAAAGACGACAUGCGAGAACGAACAAGCGUGGCCGCAAGCAUGACAGAGUGGAGAAGCGAGGCGGAGGUGCUCAGAGGGCUUUUUUCCAUGAGAGGCUUCAGCUGGCAACGAAGGAUGAUUGGAAAAGCAGGGGCCGUCUCUUCAGUAGACUGCAUGCCGAGUUCAAGAAUCUCACAGCUGCGCAGCUGCAACAUUACAAAGACUUGGGCGAGAUGGGCAAGCUGGCGGCCCGGCACGGUGGACGUCCGUUUGUGCCCCCAGCUAGAGAAAGCCGCGCUGCAAGUGAGCGGAGAAUGGUCCCAGCCAGCGAGUUCGAGCAACUGGCCCUGACAACAGUUCAAGCUGCUGAAAACAAGGCUGUGGCACAGCAAAGGUUGCAUCUUUCGAAAGCUCGGGCCGAUGCAGUUGAACUUCAGCAGUACCAGUGUGAGCAUGCUUUCCAAAGUCAUGGACUGGUGGAUACUUUGCCUAGUUCAUGUCGCCCAGUGCAGACAGAGCCUGGCAGUCUGCCUGCUGGGUACUUCCUUCCAGAUGCUGUGGGCCUUUCCGAGGCUUUGUGUGAUGUCAUGUGUGGCUUGUGA